This is a messenger RNA of Phodopus roborovskii (desert hamster), 1377 nucleotides long. Its product is annotated as mucin-15. The record is from RefSeq and is a predicted model, not a curated record. The transcript is spliced from 4 exons. Lineage: Eukaryota; Metazoa; Chordata; Mammalia; Rodentia; Cricetidae. The coding region runs from base 259 to 1257 and encodes 332 amino acids.
UUGGCUGCUCUAUUACACAAGCAAGAUACUGCCUGCCAGGCAGCCAGCCAGUGAGCCAGCUAGCCCCACCUAAUUUUGUUUCUCUAGCAUCUGCCUAUGUCCUGCUCAAAGCCACACUGUCACACUUAACCCACCUGCUCUUUCAUGUGCUGAGGACUCAUUCCAGCUAGGCCAACUUGAUAUUUGGUUCCCUGUCUAUAAACACCUGUUACUUCUGAAAGAUUCCUCAUACUAAAACCAAUACCAAAGAAGGCUGACAUGUUGACCUUAGCCCAGAUUGCAUUUAUUUCAAUUCUCUUCAUUUCAUUACCAUUUUGGAGCUCUGAGAAACAAAAUCCAGGAAGAAAUGCAACUCUGUACACCAUAGAAGAUUUGAAAACAAGGGGAAACAAAUCUAUUCCUUUCAAAAGAAUCACAAAUGUAACUUCAGAGAAUGAACGUAGUAACGGCUCCAAAUCCAUGCUGACAGAUACCUCUCCUUUGGAUCUACCCACAACCUAUGAAAUAAUAAGUUCCACUAGUAGCUGGCCAACAGCUAGAUCUACUGAGGGUCCAACACCUACCUCCACAUAUUCUACCCCUCCCUUGGCUCAAGGCUUUGUUUCCAAGUCACCUUUGAAUUCAUCUACAGCACAUUUGAAUCCUUUACAUGUCUCAGGACCUUCCAAUCCUAUACAUCCCACAUCAUCAGGAAACUUUACUUGGUCUCUAGACAAUGAUACCAUGAACAUUCCUGACAACAUUUCUAGUACAGUCAGCAUCCUCCCUCUGCCUCCAAUGACCACACCUGUGACCCCUUUGACUAUUGAACCUACUGGAUGGCUUGCCACAAACAAUGAUGACUUUGCUGGUUUUACCCCAUAUCAAGAAAAAACAACUUUACAGCCUACCUUAAAAUUCACCAAUAAUUCAAAACUUUUUUCUGACUCAUCAGACACCCAAAAAGGGAAUAAAAAUACAGGAAUAAUAUUUGGAGCCAUUUUAGGGGGAAUUCUGGGUGCUUCCCUGCUUAGCCUUGUUGGCUAUUUAUUGUGUGGACAACGGAAAACAGAUUCAUUUUCCCAUCGGCGACUUUAUGAUGACAGAAAUGAACCAGUUCUGCGAUUAGACAAUGCACCAGAACCUUAUGAUGUCAAUUUUGGAAAUUCUAGUUAUUACAACUCAGCUGUGAGUGAUUCAUCCAUGCCAGAAGGUGGAGAAAGUGUGCAUGAUGGCAUUCCCAUGGAUGAUAUACCUCCACUUCGAACCUCAAUAUAACACUAGGAGAAAAAUGGCUGCAGAGGACGAUAGUUCACCUCCAUCUUGACCUUUUAGUAAAUUCACUUUUCAAGAAGUUUGGCAAAUCAUUGCUGUGCUACCUGCGCAGGGAGAGCUGCA